This is a messenger RNA of Sipha flava (yellow sugarcane aphid), 1321 nucleotides long. Its product is annotated as MKRN2 opposite strand protein. Bases 235 to 876 code for a protein of 213 amino acids. The record is from RefSeq and is a predicted model, not a curated record. NCBI's taxonomy places the organism in Eukaryota, Metazoa, Arthropoda, Insecta, Hemiptera, Aphididae. The transcript has 6 exons.
UGAUAAGAAAAUAAAAUAAGCUUACCCAUUGCAAUAUAUUAAAAUUAUCAGUUAUCGUUUAUCAAUUUGACGGUUUCUAAACAUUAAUGUUGAUUGUUGUCACCAUCCGAUUGUUUAUCAUUGCAACAGACAAAUCUGCCAAAAAACUGUUCCUAGUACGAAAAUUAAAUUAUAAACGAUUGAAUGACACAGUUAUUUGGUAGUAUGGAAAGUUUUAUAAUUUAACCAACUGUUAUGAAUAAUGAUUCAGGCAUAAUUUGUUUUCAACAUUGUGAUAAUAAGAACAUAUACUGUAUAAAUAUACCAAAUAGUUGUCCUAUUUGCAAAAUAUGCAUACAAGAUCAAUUAACAAUUCCAAUUAGAGUUCCUUAUCCAUUUGUAAGAGCAUCUCAACAACCAUGUUCCAUUGUUAUAAAACCCACUCGAGGCGAUUUUUUAAACAAUUACCAAUUAUUGGAUCAUUUGCAUAUUGGAGUAACAAACUCAAGAGGAACCGUUAUAUCUUACGAUUGGAAUGGAAUCAAUGAGGAUACAGAUAACUGGCAGAGAUGCUUAGUUGUUUUUGAGCUCAAUGACAAUUGUUGGGAUACUCAGUGGGAUAAUGUAUUGACUGAUCUUGUGAAAAAUAAUUGCUGGGAUAGUGCUAGGUACGACCUAACGAAACACAAUUGUUUUUCGUUCAUUAUGGAGUUCAUAAGACGGUUCAAUGGAUUCAAACGAUCGGUAAAUCGCGUUGAAACGAAAGAAAAUUUUACGGAAUUGUACAUAGCUCCGACCACGAUAAAAGCUUACAAAUACAUCUACCUUUAUAGAAAAAUUGUUGAAAAUAGUUAUUAUAUUUAUAAUCAAUCAUCAAAAGAAAUUUUGAAUACAUAAUGGUAAUAACAUAUUUUGAUCACGUAUAUCCUUUGUUAUAGUAUUACCUACAUAAAAUGUACCUAUACGACAAUAUUGUACACACAAUUAAUCGUAACGAUACACUGACGCGUCGGAAGUUCGUCAAAAUCCCAUUGGUAGAUUUUACAUCGUUCAAUGAUUACAAACGGAGCUGAACCUACUUGAAAUUAAUAUAUAUAUAUAUAUAUAAAUAAAAAAGCAAAUAAAUAAAAACAAAAGAAUUGAUUUUCUUUUUUUCUUUUCUUUCCAAGACCGUAUACACUAAAUUAAUAGGAAACUUUGUCAAAAGUAAUCAUAAAAUAUUAUGAUGUUUUAAUCUAAUGUGUACAUGUGUAUACAUGUUAUCGUUACAUGUUUAUAUUAUAUUGUACAAUACAAUUUUUUUUUUUUUUUAACAAUUUUGUAUUAUAUAUUAUAUAGUAGG